AUGGUGGUGGACGUGGGCUUUGCCCAGAGUGCUAGUCGCAAGCAAAUGACAAAUGCGCCUCUCUGGUAUCUUGUUUACAACUUUCACAUUAUUCUUCUAUGUUUAUUAGCCAUUGUCUUUUGGGUCCUUGGGUCUCGGGCUCCCUUGCUCUACUCUUAUGACUUUGGCCAAUGGUUAUUGGCAAGUCCAAAGAUUGGCACCAUCAUCUGGACAGCAUGCGGCACCAUAAUAGCAGCUGUCUUGCUAUUCCUCCUAAAGUGCGUCUUGCUUCUCAUGAUGAAGCAAAGCGCACGUGUGGGAGCUAGCCUUUAUACUAUUGAAGGGUGGAAUAGACUUGCAUAUAAGCAGCCUCUUUUUGAGCGCAACCGGCCUUGGCUCUCCGGAUUCACUACCAUCAACUGGCUAGUCGCAUUACUCUUGACGACAGCGUUCACCACACUCCUUACCCCGACCAAAGUUGCGAUCACCGAGCCCCUUGUCGGCAAUGAGCUAGACUUUACAGCCCCGGUGUUCUGGAAAUGGUACAACACCAGGGAAAGCAAUGGGAAACCCCGAAGGAAGGUGUACGGAUGUAUGCGGUACACCUAUACUUCCCCCACCGGGGCCAUCACGUUCCCGACUUGUCCGAUUCCUGAUGACCCUGUUGCUGCCAUUUCAGCCGGGGUUGCCGCGGCUCAGGAGUCCUUGGGGGCCCAGGAUACCUCGGUCAGGAUUGUCGAUAGUUUGUUCAAGGGUUCGACAGGCGGGGUCCUCCCAAUGGGUCCUGGAGGCGUCACGGCAUUCAACAACAUCAGGUUUAAAUCAUGGGGCUCUGUACACUACCCCCAGUACAACUACUCACUCUCACAGCAAGGUCUUUCCGCACGGAUAUCCUGCAAGGAGACGCCAACUCUCUCCCGUACACAAAAUUUUCAGUAUGGGCGCACGGACCAUGCUGUUAACGUUUGCGCGGGACUUCCGCCUGUAGCCCUAACAGGCGCGCACACACGAAAAACUCUUCAACCUGUCGCCCUAAGCACCGUCACUACACGGAACGCCUUUCCUCGCAACACCCAUGUAUAA
This is a messenger RNA of Pyricularia oryzae 70-15, 1062 nucleotides long. RefSeq lists its product as uncharacterized. NCBI's taxonomy places the organism in Eukaryota, Fungi, Ascomycota, Sordariomycetes, Magnaporthales, Pyriculariaceae. The transcript is spliced from 2 exons. The record is from RefSeq and is a predicted model, not a curated record. The coding region runs from base 1 to 1062 and encodes 353 amino acids.